AUGGAAGCUUUUGAUGAGAGGUUCGAAGCGUUAACUUCGAGAGUGCCAAUUGUUGACGCGCACAACGAUUUCCCGUAUUUGUGCAGAAUACAGCUGCACAACCAGAUCAAUGAGCUUGACUUCAAUUCGCAUCUAACUAGCAUGACUGACCUGCCAAGCCUAAAAAAAGGGCGAAUCGGUAUCCAGUUCUUUAGUGUCUACAUCGAAUGCAAAGACGACGGCGACAUGCUGUAUACGGACUUCAGUAGGCUUAAUAGUGCAGUGCGCGAUACUUUGGAGCAGAUCGACGUCACGAAGAGACUCGUGGCCAAAUACCGUCAAGAUCUGAAGUUUGUUGGCACAAGCAGAGACGCGUUGGAGUCUUUUCAGAAAGACGGCAAAAUAAGCGUGACACUGGGAGUCGAAGGUUUACACCAAUGUGAUUUAUCUCUGGCAGUUGUUAGAAUGUAUUACGAACUUGGUGUCAGAUAUAUUACGCUGACACACAACUGCGACAAUCCGUUUGCCAUGGCAGCAAGUUCGAUUCCAUACAGGGACAAGGACUUCGGGCUAACUUCUUAUGGUGUUGAUUGUGUUAAGGAGAUGAACAGGUUAGGUAUGAUGGUGGACUUGUCUCAUGUUAGUUACCAAACUAUGGUCGAUGUCCUAAAUGUAUCCGAGGCGCCUGUAAUCUUCUCACAUUCAUCAGUAUACAAGCUUACCGCACAUGAAAGAAAUGUGCGAGAUGAUGUCUUGCUUAAGCUCAAAGAGAAUGGUGGGGUCAUAAACAUCAACUUCUGCCCUCUCUUUAUAACUUCCGGCCGCGCAGAUGCUGCCAAUGGUAGUAUGGCUAAUAUACAGGAUGCUGUCGACCAUAUAUCAUACGUGAUUGAUUUGAUCGGGUGGGAUCACGUUGGAUUCGGUUCAGAUUUUGAUGGUAUUCCAAAUAGCCCUCAAGGACUAGAGGACGUGUCCAAGUACCCUGACUUGGUCAAGAUGGUUUGGAAGAAAUACAAUGCUAGUGAAGAACAAAUUUCAAAAUUAAUGGGACUAAAUAUGCUGAGGGUUUGGGCUGAGUGUGAAAAUGUUGCCCGUGAUAAAAGCGGAUUACAGCCAAUAGAGUCCCAAUGGCUGGAUAGAGCGUGGAAAUUCCCAACAUGGGCCCGCGACGACAUGCCAGAACUAUACCCUGGCUCUAAAAAGAUUCAGGAUAAGAUCACUGAGUGGUUAGAUCUCGGGUCACUGGUCAAGCUUGCGGAUGAAAGUUUGGAUCCCAAAAAAUGA
Lachancea thermotolerans CBS 6340 is the source of this 1263-nucleotide messenger RNA. Its product is annotated as dipeptidase. Gene Ontology annotation, biological process: proteolysis. NCBI's taxonomy places the organism in Eukaryota, Fungi, Ascomycota, Saccharomycetes, Saccharomycetales, Saccharomycetaceae. The transcript has a single exon. Gene Ontology annotation, molecular function: metallodipeptidase activity. The record is from RefSeq and is a predicted model, not a curated record. Bases 1 to 1263 code for a protein of 420 amino acids.